AUGUCGAACUUCACUACCAACCCGAGCAACCCCUCCAGCCCUGACCGCGACUGGAAGCCCAAGAACCGGCCUCAAUCCCAGAUCGCCCGCAACUUCUCCGACGCCCUCGACGACAUCUUCAACCUGACGGGCAAGUUCGACGAGGUCGAGAAGGAGGUCGAGCAAAAGCACACCAAGCUCACCACCAAGGAGGCCGAGCUCGAGGCGCUCGAGGCGCGCUUGAAGGCUGCCGAGGAGCGCCUGAAGAAGGCGGGCGCGCCCAUCCCCAAGCCCGAGCCGCCAUCCAGGCCAGCUCCGGGAGCGCCCGCCGCCGCCGGGCCUGCCGACGGCAACAUCCACGGCGGGCGCGGCCACCAGGAGCCCGUCCCGAUGCGCCCGACCCGCGAGCCGCCCACGGUGCCCAACGCCGCCCCGGGCAGAGAGUACGCGAUGCCGAACCGGCCGGCGAGCAAGGGCAUCUCGGCAUAA
Aplosporella prunicola CBS 121167 is the source of this 468-nucleotide messenger RNA. RefSeq lists its product as uncharacterized. The transcript is spliced from 3 exons. The coding region runs from base 1 to 468 and encodes 155 amino acids. NCBI's taxonomy places the organism in Eukaryota, Fungi, Ascomycota, Dothideomycetes, Botryosphaeriales, Aplosporellaceae. The record is from RefSeq and is a predicted model, not a curated record.